UAUUUUAGUUUCAUGGAUGUAAAACAUAUCAGCAAAGAAAAACAACAUUUCACUUUAAAUGCUUUGUUAGAUGAAUUCAAUUCCUUGAAUUAUAAAUUAUCGAUCAUUCAGGAUCAUUCUUAUGGAAGCCAAUUAAUUUCCUCUGUUACAAAGCAAGUUCCAUCGGAUGACAGUUUUUUAGCAGCUAAAGUAUCUCGUCUAAUUGUUAAUUUAGUGCACAAGCAAAAAAUAGCUUUGCUUUCGGAGCAUAUUGUACCAUGUGUGGAGUGGUUUAUACAAGUUUUGAAGAUUUGCUCGGAAAUUGUUCUCUGUGAUAUUCUAGAAGGUUUAAGCGCAGUGUUGAAAGGAAAUGGAGCAGCAUUAACUAAAUAUCAUAAAUGCCUCAUUGAACCAAAUGGCCUUUUAUCAAGUAUAUUAAAAUCAACAACAAAGUGUGAUAUGAAAAGCACAAUAAAUUGUCCAUUUGAUGUAACAUUACAUGUACUCAAGUGCUACGAGUCAUUAGUCAAUAUCAAUGAAGAAAAUCUUAAUAAAAGCAGCAACGAUCUUUGGAUUGCAAAAACACAUUUAGAAUACUGCGGAGAUAUUUUUUUGCAUUAUUUAUACAAAAGCAAAUCUAAUACUCAAGAUGAAUUAAAUUAUUCCCAGGUUUUAUUCACAUGUUUUUCCGGUGCACUUUAUAUUGUGCAAUAUUCAUCAGAGUGGUGUAGUUCAAUAUUAGGAGAUCUUUUGGGUGCAGUAAAAGUACAUAUAUUUCAUGGCUUAAGCAUUGGUGAGAAUUUGAUUCCACAAAAAGUAUUGCCCUCUCAGCAACCAAUGCCAGAAAAUUUGAACAACAUUUGCAGAAUAGGAAGAGGUGGUAAGAUGAUACGUACUAGAAAACAACGUGCGAAUAAUAUAAAAACUUCAUGUGCCCCAGGAGAGGUGCAAACUGCAAAUGAAAGCAAAAUAUAUUCAGAGUCCACUUUUUCAGGAACAACUGCUAAUUGUUCAUUGAUUGUGACUUCUGAGUCCGAUAUUUCAGAUUCUGAGUCAAAUGUAGGUUUUAGGAUAGUGCAUAGUCAAUGCCGAGUCAGACAGAAAGCAUUAGAGCUAUUGCUGAUAAUAAUCAGAGCAGUAAGUAAACAUGAAUUAUUUGGAUAUUGGCAUAGUUUGAUGCCAUCGAAUCCAAGUGAUAACAACAGAUUUUUAAGCGCAUCUGUGAUUAAUGACCCAUCACCAAGAUGUCGUAUAGGAGCACUUAAUAUUUUAACCGCUAUGUUAUCUGGCUCUCGAAAUUAUUUAUGGCGAGCAGACUACUGUGAUAAGAUGGUCACAGCAUUCACGCCGUUUUCUGUUGUUCUUGGAGGAAUGAUAUCAGCACUACACAAUGCAUUAAGAACAGCAAUAUCACAAGAACAAUCUUUUCCUGUUAUAAUUCAAAUAUUAAAAUGUUGCUCAGCACUGAUACAAUCAACACCUUAUCAUCGGUUGGAGAAUGGUUUGCUUGUUAAUUUAGUUUGUAGUAUAAAAAGCUUUGUUAAACAUAAAGAUAUAGCUGUACAAGUAGCUGCCCUCAUAGCUCUGGGCUGUGCUGUAUCAGUACAGCCUUGUAUUCCCGAAUUUUAUGAGUUUAUAUCGAAACCAAUUGACGAUGAUAAAUUAAACAAAACGUAUUUUGGGCAUGAAGAAAAGUUUAAAAACGAAGCCAGUAAUCCUAGUGCAUCACCAACGAUGAAGUCUGCAAUAGAAAAUAUAACAAGUUCAAAUAAAAAUUUGAAUAAUGAUAACACUUUUUCUGAAGAAGAAUUUGAAGAUGAGGAUUUGCCCGAACAUGAUUUGGGGUAUGCUAAUUCUACUGAUAACGCAAAAACCCCUUGGCUAUUACUGAUAUGUUUAGAAAAUUUGGGAGUUGGAAAAGAUGCUGCGCCAGUGCAAAUACGAUUGGAAAGUCUUAAUGUGCUUGCAGCAAUAGGAUCAUCCUAUUUCUCUCUAUUUGAAAAUAAUUUAGACGUUUUAUCACUUGCAAUUGAAACUUCUCUUUUGGAUCAUCACAUAGAAAAUAGGAUGUACGCAGGCAAAACCUUGGAUGCACUUGGUUAUGCAAUGAAUUCUUAUUUAAAUAAUAAAGAUAUUAACAAAAAAUUAUCUCCACAACAAUGUUAUAUUUUCUGGCAAACUCUUUUAAACCCUUUGAUGGGACUUGUGGAAGAUACACAAAAUUCAUUACUGAGAAGUAUUGCUUGUGAUUGCUUGGGAAAUAUUGGCAAUGAAGUUUUUAAACUGUUUCCGCGAGAUAAACAAAUAUUUGUAAUUACUAAUCUCUUUGGCUGCGCAAGGGAUCCGGAAGCAUCUGUGCGGGCUGCCGCUGUCAGAGCAUUAGCUGUUUGUGUGGAAUUUCCACCACUGCGAGAGGAUUUUGGAUUUCUUAUGGAUACUGCUGAUGCAAUUAUAAAUCUUAUGAAGGAAACAAAUUUGCCUAUCAGAAUUAAAGCAUAUUGGUCUCUUGGAAAUUUGAGUGAUGCUUUAGUCUAUGCAGUAACUGAGCAGUUUGAAGAAAUAUCUGAGCCAAUGCUGAUGACCUUACUACGAAUUGCCAUUGAUGGAACAAAAGACAAUGAUCGGGUAAAAUGUAAUGCUAUGAGGGCUGUAGGUAGCUUGCUAUGGCUCCUAAACUCAGAAUUAAUAAUAAAAUCUGAAUGGAAAACUUUGAUUGAUGAAGGUAUCACCAGGCUUACAACUCCCACUGGAGCUAUGAAAGUAAUUUGGAAUGCAUGUUAUGCUCUAGGAAAAGUUUUAAAAAAUAAUUUUUUAUUUCAAGGGUCUGAUGGUAUAAAAUGGCAACAACUAAUUUAUGCAGCAUUAAAUAGUUUUGUUGUAAAAAGUCCAAACUUUAAAGUUCGAAUCAAUGCAGCAGCUGCUUUAGCUGUGCCUGCGGAAAGACAAAACUAUGGCGAACAUUAUCUUUCUACAUGGUCUUCAUUGAUCUUAGGUCUGGAUUGCACAAAUAAUAUGGAGGAUUUCACAGAAUAUAAGCAUAGAGAUAACUUAGUAGACCAGAUAUGCAUUUCAUUGGCACAUUUAAUCAAUCUAUCAACACCCGAUGAUCUCUGCAAUUUACUUAAUAUUGCUAGCCCGAAUAUAGACAUUUUACGGAUGGAAAUGUCACGAGUAUCGGGUCGUCUACUGCCAGAACAAUCAGGCAAGCUUAUAACAGCCUGCAUGCACAUGCAAAUGUUUCUUAUGGAGAAUAAAAUGUCAGUUGAGCAGAGAAACGCUGCCCACGUUAUCAUUUCUAUUUUUAGUGUAUAGAACAAAGAAAUAAAAUAUAUUUUUAAAAUUUCA
Messenger RNA from Ctenocephalides felis (cat flea), 3324 nucleotides. RefSeq names its product HEAT repeat-containing protein 6. The record is from RefSeq and is a predicted model, not a curated record. The transcript has 18 exons. The coding region runs from base 13 to 3291 and encodes 1092 amino acids. NCBI's taxonomy places the organism in Eukaryota, Metazoa, Arthropoda, Insecta, Siphonaptera, Pulicidae.